AUUGGCCUUGGCUUUCUCAGAGCUCCCCGCCCAGCGCAGCUUUAUCGCUUUGAGAUAACUCGCGUAUUAACGCGGUUCUCCGGGUGCGAUACACGCGCAUCCAGCCCGCUAUCUCCUCCUAUACGACCUUCGAUCCCUGACACCUCAUGUUUAGGACGAUUUAUAAUGCUGGUACCUAAAGCGCCACCGGUCAGUGUCGGUCCAGACUGCUGCUCGCCAUCAUGACCUGCUGUGACCAGAAGUGCGGGCUCAUCGCGGGGACUGUGGUGGGCGCGCUGCUCGCGCUCCUGGGGGGCAUCCUCAUCCCCGUUGGCGACCUUGUCAUUAAAAACACCGUGAAAAAGGAAGCAGUGUUGGAGAAUGGUACUUUAGCAUUUGACACUUGGACAUCUGUGGACAUAUCUGUGUUGAGGCAGUUCUGGAUAUUUGAUGUGCAGAACCCUGAUGAUGUUGUCAAUCAAGGGGCCAAACCUGUGCUGGUGCAAAAAGGACCUUAUACAUACAAGACACGGUAUAUCCCCAAAACAGACAUCACUUUCUACGAUAACAACACAGUGUCCUUUAUGCUACCAGCUGGAGCCAUCUUUGAACGUAGCAUGUCAGUAGGGCCCGAGGAGGACAUUGUCACAUCACUCAAUUUAGCCGUAGCAGGUGUCUACAGCUCUAUCCCUCAUUUUUUGGCAAACUUGAUCAUCAAGAAACACAACUCAACACUUUUUCAAAAAAGAACUGUUAAGGAAAUGUUAUGGGGCUACAAAGACCCGAUGCUGAACACCACGCUGGGACUUUUUUAUGAUUACAAUAACACCGUUGAUGGACCUUACACUGUUUUCACUGGCAAAGAUGAUAUUACUAAGGUAGCCACGAUUGACCGCUGGAAGUACAACAGCUCUCUGAGUUACUGGAAAGACGAUUUUUGCAACAUGAUCAAUGGAACAGAUGGUUCCUCCUUCCCUCCGUUGCUAGACAAGAAAGAACCUCUGUACUUCUUCUCUCCAGACAUCUGCAGGUCGAUAUCUGCAGUAUAUGAAGGGACUGUAGACCUGAAGGGAAUUGAUGUGUAUCGCUACACACUGCCGUCUGAAGCUCUUGAAUCUCCAGCCAUUAACCCAGAUAACCACUGCUACUGCACAGAAACUAAAGUCAGCAAAAACUGCACUCUUGCCGGAGUUCUUGACCUCACUCCUUGCCAAGGAUACCCAGUAUACCUCUCUCUGCCACACUUCCUGCAUGGCAGUCCAGAUCUUUUGGAGGGGUUAGUAGGCCUGAACCCCAACCCCGAUGAGCACUCCAUAUUUCUGGACGUGGAACCUAUUACCGGAUUCACUUUCAGAUUUGCCAAAAGACUUCAGCUCAAUAUGUUGUACGGCCCAUCGAAAGAAAUUGUGAUUUUGAACAAAAUCAAGAACCUCACAAUUUUCCCUAUUAUGUGGGUGAAUGAGACGGCAUCUGUGGAUGACGAAACAGCUGAAAUGUUUAAGGGAGAGCUGAUCUCAAAACUCGACCUGCUUAAAGGGAUUCAGAUCGGAUUGUUAGUGGUAGGCUCGAUCGUAUUUGUAGCGUGUUUGAUAGGGACGAUUGUAGUGAGCUGUAAUAAAAAGUCAAAGAAGAAAAAUGGUUUGCAGGCUUAACUUAAGAGGAAGUGCUUGGUGCUUUGUGUCUUUGAUUUUUGAUAGUGUAUUUUUGGGAAUAUACUGAAUUGUUAUUUGAGUACUGUAGUAUUGCAAUUCUAUUUAUAUAAUUUAUGUACUCUGCCUUUUCUUUUGUGGAGCAAACUGAUUUCUUUCUGUAUUUUCUUGAUAUUGUAUUAAGCUAUAGGUAUCAGGGUAAAACUACUGCAAUUCUGUGGUCAUACUGUGGUUAAAUUAAAUAUGAAAUAGUUUUGUAUGGCAGCACAAUUUUAGUAAAAACAAACAACUGUGAAACCUGGCAUGAUUGGUUUGAAGGAUAUUUUAGGGAUCGAUUUCCAUACUCUUGGGUAGCUGUUGCAAUGUAUCAAAUCUCUGUAUGUGUAAGAUCAAUCAUCAAGCUGAAGAAUAGACACGCACACAAACAGAUAUCUCCUGUAAAUCUAUAUAAUUUCUUUUCCAGUCUCUAAAGGCGGCUAAACCACAAUUAGGUGGGGGUUGUUAACCAAGAGACCUGUGACCUAGUAGGGCACAGCGGUUUUGUUUAAUAUGAAAGCCUGGGACCCGUCAGUGCACUGUUUGAUGAAUUAUACAGAGCUGUUGCUCCUUUUCAUCUGCUGCUUUGCGUCUUUAGUUUGACCAGGUUUUUCUGCUUAAAGGGGUCAUAGCGUGAAAUGUGACUUUUUACAUGUUUUUCCAAGUGCUAUAAUUGGGUCCCAAGUGCUUCUAUCAACCUAGAAAAUGUGAAAAGAUCAACCCAGUAACUUAGUUUUGGUAAACCAUUCUUUGCAAGCAUGUGAAACAUAAGGUUGUUCAUAUUUCGCCUGUUUUGUGACGUAGGUAGCAAGAUUACAAUAAUACCACCUAUUAAUUUAACCACGGCACUGCCAUUUAGUACAGAGAGAGAAAAAAUAAUUGACAGCACUAUUGAGCUUCAAUUUUAACAAACCACCAUCAUUGCAAUAAGUGUUUGCAUUUCAUCAGCUCAUUUGCAUUUUAAACGUCACAUUUUUGCUCGCACCUACAAAGUGGCAAUUUUAACAUCGUAUAAUAAAUUAUCUGUAGGUUAUUUUGAGCUAAAAUUUCACACUCACAACUUAUGCACUCUGGGGACACCAAAGACUUAUUUGACAUUUUUUGUUUAAAUAUCAAAAUAUGACCCCUUUAAGACCUGAUAGAACAGGAUUAGCAUUUACACUGGAAUGAAGGCUUGAUAAUGGGACAUAUAAUAAUGCCCAUGCAAUUUGUAAAAGUCUCUAUAAAGCCAUACAAAAUGUAGCAUUUGGGUUUCUUGACGUAUUAUAAUACAACUUUGAAUAUGGUAUGCUUUCGAAAACCUUAAAUGUCAUAAAGUGCAUUAUAUUCUACAAAAAUGAAGUAAUGAAUAAGAAACUAUAUGAAGAAAUUAUAACUGUACUUACAAUUAUUUGUGACAAUAUAACAGAUUAGAAAUGUAUCCUUUUAUAAUGCAUUACAUGUUGCAUAAAGUUUAUAUAUAGUAUAAACAGGCUUUGCAAAGAGAGAUAUAGAUAUUAUUCAAGAGUUAUGUUUGGAUUGUGAGAGGUUUUAGUGGGUUAUGAUGAUGUAAUGAUGUACAUGAUGUAAUGGAUACAACGUAGCUUGUCUUUGUGCCACAAAUCAAAAUAAUUUUAUUAAAGGAGUUUUUUUUUUAAUAAGUUAUAUAAAGUAUAUCACCUGUCUGCAAUGUUCAGAAAAAGGUGAAUAAAUAAAUAAAAAUGAGGACUAUAUGAAUAGUCCAAACUCCAAAUCAUCUUUUGUUGUCUCAGUAACUUGUGUCACUUCAUU
Paramisgurnus dabryanus is the source of this 3434-nucleotide messenger RNA. It is a transcript of the gene cd36, whose product is annotated as CD36 molecule (CD36 blood group). The record is from RefSeq and is a predicted model, not a curated record. Gene Ontology annotation, biological process: low-density lipoprotein particle clearance; lipoprotein transport; long-chain fatty acid import into cell. Gene Ontology annotation, molecular function: scavenger receptor activity; low-density lipoprotein particle binding; low-density lipoprotein particle receptor activity. NCBI's taxonomy places the organism in Eukaryota, Metazoa, Chordata, Actinopteri, Cypriniformes, Cobitidae. Gene Ontology annotation, cellular component: cytoplasm; caveola; cell surface.